This is a messenger RNA of Staurois parvus, 394 nucleotides long. The record is from the annotation of a GenBank genome assembly. Lineage: Eukaryota; Metazoa; Chordata; Amphibia; Anura; Ranidae.
AUGGGCUCCCGUACCGACUCCUCAUGCUGCUGCCAGGCCCGUAAUCUGUCAUGGGCCCCUGUACCGCCUCCUCAUGCUGCUGCCAGGCCCGUAAUCUGCCAUGGGCCCCCGUACCGACUCCUCAUGCUGCUGCCAGGCCGGUAAUCUGUCAUGGCCCCUGUACCGCCUCCUCAUGCUGCUGCCAGGUCCAGAGUGUGUCAUGGGUCCCUGUACGGCCUCCCAUUGCUGCUGUCUCCAUCGCCACAACUCUGCCAUGUGCCACUUUCAGGUCUCCUCACACUGCUGGUGGGUUCCAUUUUGUCAUAGGGUGCUGGCAGAUUACGGGCCUCCCAUUGCUGCUGCCAGGCCCGUAAUCUGCCAUGGGCCCCCGUACCGACUCCUCAUGCUGCUGCCA